Messenger RNA from Capsella rubella, 1733 nucleotides. RefSeq names its product calcium-dependent protein kinase 22. The transcript is spliced from 8 exons. Gene Ontology annotation, biological process: protein autophosphorylation; peptidyl-serine phosphorylation; intracellular signal transduction. The record is from RefSeq and is a predicted model, not a curated record. Gene Ontology annotation, cellular component: nucleus; cytoplasm. NCBI's taxonomy places the organism in Eukaryota, Viridiplantae, Streptophyta, Magnoliopsida, Brassicales, Brassicaceae. The coding region runs from base 96 to 1511 and encodes 471 amino acids. Gene Ontology annotation, molecular function: ATP binding; calcium/calmodulin-dependent protein kinase activity; calmodulin binding.
CUCCUUAAAUCUUACAUGUUGACAAUCUUGAGUCUUGAGUCUUGAGAAUCAUCUUCUAGAGCUAACUUCUUCAAAUUAAUCCCCAAGUCAGAUUCAUGGGUUGCUGUGGUAGUAAACCCCUAACAAAGUCUGACCUUGUCUCAAAGCCAGAGACGAUUCUUGGGAAGCCAUUGGAAGACAUCAAGAAGCAUUAUAGCUUCGGAGACGAAUUGGGCAGAGGUCAAGUUGGAACAAUAACCUACUUGUGCAAAGAGAAUUCAACCGGAAAGAGCUACGCUUGCAAAUCCAUAUCCAAGAAGAAGCUAAGCAGCCAAGAAGAGAAAGAAGCUGUGAAGACAGAGAUUCAAAUCAUGGAUCACGUUUCAGGACAGCCUAACAUCGUACAGAUCAAAGCUUCUUACGAGGAUAAGAACUCUAUACACAUCGUUAUGGAGUUGUGUGGUGGUGGAGAGUUAUUCGACAAGAUCGAUGCAUUGGUCCAGUCUCAUAGCUAUUACUCGGAGAAAGAUGCUGCUGGAAUCUUUAGGUCGAUUGUGAAUGCUGUGAAGAUUUGUCAUUCUUUGGAUGUGGUUCAUUGUGAUCUUAAGCCUGAGAACUUCUUGUUCUCUAGUGAGGAUGAUAAUGCGAAUGCUAUGCUCAAAGCUAUCGAUUUCGGGUGUUCUGUUUACAUCAAAAAAGGAGAAACUUUUGAGAAAAUUGUUGGCAGUAAAUACUACGUGGCUCCUGAAGUACUAGAGGGAAGAUAUGGGAAGGAAAUUGACAUUUGGAGUGCUGGUGUUAUUUUGUACAUCCUUCUCAGCGGUGUACCGCCUUUUCAGACUGAUGCUGAGAUUAAGGGAGGCAGACCUGAUUUUGACAGCCAACCAUGGCCUUUGAUUUCUGAAACGGCGAAACACCUUAUCAGGAAGAUGCUCAUCAAAAACCCCAAGGAACGGAUCUCUGCUGCAGAUGUUCUUGAACAUCCUUGGAUGACAAGCGAAGCUCCAGAUAAGCCUCUUGAUUGUGUUGUCUUAUCACGUAUGAAAAAAUUCCGAGCAAUGAACAAGUUUAAGAAGCUAGCUCUUAAGGUUAUAGCAGAGCGUCUAUCAGAAGAGGAAAUCAAAGGUCUUAAAACAAUGUUUGAGAAUAUGGAUACUGACAACAGUGGUUCAAUCACUUAUGAAGAACUCAAAACUGGGCUAAAUAGACAUGGUUCUAGACUAUCUGAAACUGAAGCUAAGCAACUCAUUGAAGCCGCUGAUGUGGAUGGUAAUGGAACAAUAGACUACAUCGAGUUUAUAGCAGCGACAAUGCAAAGACACAAAUUGGAACGAGAUGAAAUUUUGCACAGAGCAUUCCAAGACUUGGAUAAAGACAAUAGUGGGUACAUAACGAAGGAGGAGUUGGAGAUAGCAAUGAAGGAGCGUGGUAUGGGAGAUGAAGCUAAUGCCAAAGAAAUUAUAUCAGAAAUCGAUAAAAAUUACGAUGGGAAAAUAGACUAUGAGGAGUUUUGUACAAUGUUGAGAAACUAGCAACCACAAGGGAUCAAUUGAUCAUAAGCUCUUUGCUUUUGUUUCAUCUGAAAGCGGUUUUGUUAAACCCGGAGAAGCAUAGCUGAACCGGGGUCAGAUUAGUUAAUCUUGAAACUGUUUUACAUGUCUGUCUUCUUGUAAUUUUCUUCAAAAUAUACAUUUCUUGUAAUUUUCUUAAUCCUUGUGAAGCUUUAUUACAAAGUAGUCAUCUUUAUGUUUUCA